Molecule: messenger RNA, 1193 nt
Organism: Rhinichthys klamathensis goyatoka
Lineage: Eukaryota; Metazoa; Chordata; Actinopteri; Cypriniformes; Leuciscidae
Gene: ptp4a1
Product: protein tyrosine phosphatase 4A1
Exons: 5
Coding region: 201-722 (173 amino acids)
Biological process (GO): protein dephosphorylation
Cellular component (GO): nucleus
Molecular function (GO): protein tyrosine phosphatase activity
Source: RefSeq, a predicted model, not a curated record
CCCUACGUUUUCACUCUCACCAGAGAACCGGCCUUGUUUUCUUUAGUUUUUGGUUGUCUCCCUGUUUUUUUUUUUAUUCUCUUAAUCCUGCCCAUCUCUUUUCUCCUCUUUGUAUUUGCCAGAUUUUCUGUUGUUACAAGAGAGAGUUUCUCACACUUUUCUUUAAGAUUUUCAAGCUGUUUUAUUUUGAAAAGUCCAAAAUGGCUCGUAUGAAUAGACCUGCCCCAGUGGAGAUCACUUACAAAAACAUGAGAUUCCUCAUUACCCACAACCCCACUAAUGCCACGCUUCACAAGUUCAUUGAGGAACUGAAGAAAUAUGGUGUGACGACGGUUGUUAGAGUGUGUGAGGCCACGUAUGAUGCAAAGCUGGUUGUUAAAGAAGGCAUUCAGGUUCUGGAUUGGCCCUUUGACGAUGGAGCUCCUCCCUCUAACCAGAUCGUUGAUGAUUGGCUGAAUCUUCUUCGGCUCAAGUUUAGGGAGGAGCCAGGCUGCUGCAUUGCCGUACAUUGCGUUGCAGGCCUUGGAAGAGCCCCAGUGCUGGUUGCCCUGGCCCUGAUUGAGUGUGGGAUGAAAUACGAGGAUGCUGUUCAGUUCAUACGACAGAAGCGCCGUGGAGCAUUUAACAGCAAGCAGCUCUUCUAUCUGGAAAAAUAUCAUCCCAAAAUGCGUCUUCGAUUCAAGGACACCAACGGACACCGCACCAACUGCUGCAUUCAGUAAAAGCUUGCGCAUCAGCCUUUCUCAAAUGUGUAAUGGAAAUUUGUAUCUAGCAUAAGUAGUUUGUUCUCUUAAUUGGUAAGUGUGAAAAUGCCGUUACAAAAAUUAAGCUUAUUUCGUUACAAGUGUCCUGCUCCCUCCUCUUUGUUUUAUGUAUUUUCCUGUGGAGAACCUCUGUCAGCAAGGUGAAGUGCUUGUUUGAACUUGAGCUUAGUGUUUUGCGAUGAAUUUUAUAUUGGAUGGUGAACAUGGUCAAAUCUCACCUCUGCCAAACACAUAGUAUGCUUUAUAAUCUAAAUGGUUUAAUUUAAAAAAAUUGUUUAAUGCAUUUUUUGUUAUUGAUAUGAUUUUUAGUCUAUCUGUAAUAAAUGCCUGCCUCCAAAAAUAUCUAAAAUAAAUGCCUUAUUACAGCAGAAAGAUGCCGUCUAGUGGAGCAGUUCUCAAUGGCAUUUGGAGAGGUUUCUCGAUGUCUUU